Messenger RNA from Prorocentrum cordatum, 4983 nucleotides. NCBI's taxonomy places the organism in Eukaryota, Dinophyceae, Prorocentrales, Prorocentraceae. The record is from the annotation of a GenBank genome assembly.
AUGGCGGACGGAGGCAGCAGUGGAGGAAGCAGCAUUCGUGAUAGACGAUUCUCCGGAGAAGGAGCAGCUGCAGUCCAGGACUACAAGGCUUGGAAGAAAUGGGCACGAGCGAGAUUAUUGGUGGAGAAGGGGCGGGGAGGUAAGUCGGAGACCUUCGGCCCCAUGUUGUACACCCUCUUGGAGGGGACGGCCGUGGACGCCCUGGAGCAUGUGGAGCUAGACGAGUUGGCGGUCGACGGCGGCGAGGAAGCAUUGUUCGCCGUCCUGGACGCACGGUACCCAGAGCGAGAAGCGGCAGACCGAGUGGGAGAUGCACUGGAGUCCGUGUUCGGUCUGAAGAUAGAGAAGGCGGAGCUCACCAGCGCGUACGUGGGCAGAGCCCAGACGAUUUUCAUGAAGGCCAAGAAGGAGGGCGUGGAGAUUCCGGACGUCGCUCAAGGGUUUCUCCUUCUUCGAGGCGCUCGCCUCGGCGGGGACCGGCGCGCCGUCGUCCUCGCGGCCAGCGAAAGGCAGUGGACGUUCGAGAAACUGGCCCUGGCGCUGAAGACGGUCUACCCGAAGGUGCUGCCCGAGCACAGCGUGCACCUAGUGGAGGACGACUACGUGUGGGAGGCGGCGGGCGAGGAGACUCCUCCCGCGGCCGGCUCCCCAGAGGAGAUAGAAGCGUUCCUGGCGGAGGUCGAGCAUGAUCGUGAGGAACCCAUGGAGGAAGACGAGGCCAUCCAGGUGCUGGCGACGUGGAAGGAGACCCGGGCGGCGGUCGCAGAGGAGCGGAAGAAACGUGGCCUACCACCCCCGCAGGCCCCUGAUCUGAAGAGGUUUUCCGCUCGAGUCCGCUGCUGGGCAUGCAAGCAGGUGGGCCACUUCAGCAAGGAGUGCCCGAAACGAGCUGGCAAGGGUGGCGGCAAGGGCCGCUUUGGCCAGAAGUUCGGGGCCGGCUUCGUCGAGAGUUUCUUCGCUGAGGAAAAGGAGGCCGACCCCUGGAGUGAGAUAAAGGAGAUCCUGGAGGUAGACGAGAUCGCCGACCACGACGACGAGGACGCCGACGACGACGACGAGGCGGAGACGUUCAUGGUGCACUCGCCGGGCGCCGGGGUGAUCGACCCAGGUUGCGCGCGGGCCCUGAUCGGCUUGGACACGCUGAGGGAGCCGAUCAAGGUGUCCGGGAACGACAUUGAGAUCGACGAGGACCACAAGGUGGUCACGUUCAAGGGGUUCAGCGGCGACGAGCAGCACUCCAUCGGCAUCUGCAAGAUCCCGUGGAGGCUCGGCGACCACAUCGAGAUGGUCGACGUGUACGUGGUUCCGGGGAAGGCGGGCCUCUUGUUGAGUAAGCCCCUCUUGAAGAAGCUGGGCUGCACGCUGGACAUGGAGAAGGACGAGCUGGCGUUCCAGAAGCUGGGCGUCCGCGUGCUGCUCCAGACGACCCGCGGCGGCCACUACGAGGUGCUACUCGACGGCUCGUCCGCGGUCCCCAUCGUGGACCGGGAUUUUCAGCUGACCAAGUGGGCCAGUGAGUUUGGGUUCGAGGAUGGCGGAGCGUACGAUUUGCAGACGGGUUGGGAUGCUCGCCAGCGCGAGGACGUCUCCCGGCUCUUCCAUGACCUGGAGACCAAAGAUCCGUUCCUCGUGUCGUGCAGUCCCCCCUGUGGUAAGCUGUCGCCGUUGCAGGCUCUCACGUCCGAGGACAAACGCAAGGAUCCUGAGAGGUUUGAGCAAGAGGUUCAGGAGGCGGUCUCUUUCAUUGUCUUGUGCUUGGUGAUUGCAGUGUGGCAGAUGAUGCGUGGGAAGCAUUUCAUACUCGAGCAAUCCCGAGGGAGUUCGGCAUGGGGCUUGAAGGAGAUGACUCACUUUCUCACGGAGUUUUCCCCCUUCAUCGCGGAGGCAGCGGCGUGCAGGUUUGGCAAGCUGGACCUCGUGUCUGGAGUACCCCUCGCCAAGGUCUGGCGCUUCGCCUCAGACCUUCCGGAGGUGGCCGAGGGGGUAGACCGCCAGUGCCGGGGCGGCCACGAGCACCAGGACGUGAUGGACAGUGCUGGCGGCAUGAGGCGCUCGGUCUGGUCCCAGAUCUACCCGGACAGGCUGGCGAGGGCGCUGGUGCGAGGAGUUUACCGUGCCAGGAUGGAGACCCACAGCCACGCCCGCCAGACGACCGUCCACGAGGCGGAGGCCAUGGGGGUCGGUGACCAGGAGGAUGACGAGGAGGCGGGCGUCGAGGGUAAGGAGCGCCUCACCCGGGACGACCUGUACCAUGGUCGGCCACAGACCAUCGAGGCAGGGUUGCGACGUCUACAUGUCAAUCUCGGCCACGCCCCGGUACCUACCAUGAUGAGACAUCUACGCCAUGCUAACGCGACCGAGGCUGCCCUGAAGAUGGCCGCGGAGUUCCGCUGCCCGGAGUGCGACGUCAAGGCAGACCCGAAGUCAGUUCGUCCCGCUGCACCGGACAUUGCGCAACCUCCUCUGAGGUCCAUCGGCAUGGACGUGAAGGAGCUCCCGGGUUGGAUGCCCGAUCAGAUCGUCAAGGCACUCAACAUCGUGUGUGAUACAUCGUCGCUGCAAUCCAUGACUCCGUUCGAUGAGGGCGAUGACGAGGUGGCAGCUGACCUGGCUGCGCCUGUACCGAGACCACUGGACCCGGCCCCACCUGCGCCCGAAGUGGAUCCGCCUCGACAGAACGGGAAGGUGGAGCGACAUGGGCCAUGGUUCGCCCAGAUGCUCCGCGCCGUGAUCGCCGAGGUCCAGCCCCAGGACCGCGGAGAGUGGCGCGAGUGCGUGGCGCAGGAGAGGGCAGCAUGGCGCCUAGUGGAGUCGUCGCUGCGGACUCACACCGUCGACCUUGACGACAUGAAGGAGAAGUUCUACUCGGACAUCACCGCUGACGCUCGGCCGCCGGAGGCCUCACCACCUGCCGGAGCCGAGCCGCCUGCUGCCGACUCCGCCGAGAUCCCGGCCCCAGAGGAUGAGCCGGGUGACUGGCCUAACGAGGAGACGGAGGGCGAUCAAGGCAAUGCUGGAUCCACUGGGGCCUCUGGCGACUCUGAGCCGGCUGAGGUUCGGAAGCGGCUGCGGUGCAAGACGUCUGUGGAGGAGGCGAAGCGCCCGCGCGUCGAGAGCGAGGUGCCGGUGCCUCCUGGGUGUGUGGACCCUGUCCCCCAGGCGGCGAGGGCGAGUGUCGCCCCGAAGCGCAGCCUGUCGGCUCGCCGGCCUGGGCGACCCAAGCAGCAGCGUGUGCAGUCAGUCCUGACAGUCACCGCUUCGCCCGACAGCGACGACGAUGACGAGAUCCUGGCGGUGGACACCGAGGAGGUCCUGCUUGCCAGAGGCAGGCGAGAGCUCGACAGGCGAGAGCCGCGCUGGUGCUCGAAGGACGGGCUGGCCAAGAUCGCGCAGGGCUACGCCAAGGAGUACAGCAAGCUGAUCGAGAAGACCCAGGCGUGGCGCCCCAUUCCGCUCGAGGAGUCGAGGAGAUUGCGGUCUACCCAGCCUGAUCGCAUUAUGAAGCCCCGACCCGUUUUGACGGAGAAAGAGGACGAGGAGGGCAACGUGGUGGUCAAGUGUAGGAUGACCAUCCAGGGGUUCAAGGACCCAGAUCUCCUGGAGUUGGUGAAGGCGGGCCGCACUCAGGCCCCGACGCUGUCCUCGAACGGGAGGGCGUUCGUCCUUCAGACUAUCGCCUCGGCCAAGUUCCCGCUGGCCAUCGGGGACGUGGAGGGGGCCUUCCUCGAGACGGACGCGUCGCUGGCCCCGGCAGAGCACGGCACGAUCUACGUUUCGUUGCCGUCGGAGUUCCUGCCGGACGGGAUGCACGGGGAUCAGCUCUGCGAGGUCAUCAACGGCUACGGCAGGAGCGACCAGCCUCAGCUGUGGUGGCUGACCUUCAGCAAGUUCCUGAUCGAGAAGCUGGGCUUCGUGCAGCAUCCCAUGGAUCCGUGCGUGCUGCUGCUGUUCGAGGACGUCGGCGAGUCCGUGGAGUUCGACCUCGACGAGUACCGCGUCAUCGACGGCCAAGGAGCAGAGCCUCUUCGAGUGGCUCGGCCUGGCGACCUGUGUGGGGUCAUCGGCCAACAUGUGGAUGACGGCGUGUUCGGAGGCCGGGGAUCUAAGUGGGCCGAGGCUUUGUCGCAGCUGAGGUGCCGCUUUCCCUAUCGCAAGUGGCACGAGAAGGAGGCAGAGUUUGUCGGGUCGCGGCUGCGGCAGCUCCCCGACUACACCAUCGUGCAGACGCAGCACCAGUACGCGUCUGAGGAGAUGGAGCGGGUGUCGUCGCCGAUGAGAGCAGUGUGUUGGCUCAAGCAUCGGCAGAGCGUGCCCUGCGGAAGCAGUUCGCGGCCCCACAGCCCGCGAAGAGCCUACGAGCAGAUGGUGAAGAUCGAGGCGAAGAACUCGGCGAAGGGCGUGAGGAGUUUCCUGGAGGGCCUGGCGGAGGCUGGCGAGGGCAGCAUCGAGGGCUCCAGCAACAAGGUCAAGGUGCAGAUCCGCGCGGGGGUCCUGGACGACCGCUUGUCGGGCAAGCAGAGCGUCUCGCGAAUCACGCUGGUGUACCACGCCAGCACGGGGUUUAUCACGUUGCACCCGCCGGCCGCGCUCGAGGAUGGCAUGCGCGACCGCCUGAAGGUACUGGAGAGCCUCUACCACAUGGCGCUGAAGAACGACCAGGCGCCGCCGGCCCCGCCAGGAGGAUCGAUUGUGGUGAACUCCUUCCGCCUCCCGGCCUGGGACGAGUUCUCGGCGGGCUACUCGGAGAGCCAGGACGGCCCUCCCAGCUCAGGAGCUGGCGGGACCCAGGCCAGCUGCCGCCCGUCUCGGACGCUACGUCUGCCCAGAGAAUCGGAGUUCCACAGCGGGAUUGGCGACGUAGGAGUGUCAGUGUGCGAGCACAUGGCCGACUUUCCCCUCUGGCGCGACAAGAUCCUUCGGUUCUUAGUCGGGGAGUGCGGUUUGCAGCCGGAGAUGUUGAACGAGGAUGAUCCGGAGUCGUAG